Messenger RNA from Spirodela intermedia, 1842 nucleotides. NCBI's taxonomy places the organism in Eukaryota, Viridiplantae, Streptophyta, Magnoliopsida, Alismatales, Araceae. The record is from the annotation of a GenBank genome assembly.
AUGAGGGAGCUCCGUAGAGCUUCGCCUGCUCUUCUCAGAUGGUUCCGCCUGUGCUCUUCUAGAAUCUCUUGCUCUUACGGAUCCUCUCCUUCGGGAACUUCAACGAUUCCGCCUCGUCGCGGGGAUUCAUUUGGGCACGCGAAAGAGUGCUCUCGUUCGGUAUUCCGACCGAGGGAUCCUAGAUUUUCCCUUAGAUGUCCUGCUUCUGCUCCCUCGAGAACUGCCUACGAUCCAGAUUUUGAUGGGUUUAGGAACAAAUGUGGCGGAUUCAGAUGUUUUUCUUCGGAGAAAACCCAGGAGUUUCACGGUAUUACAGAGGCACAGGCCGCCCUGAUGGACUAUCUUCACUACACAAGAAGCUUCCAGUUUACAGAUGCCGAGUACAUAAGCAUGAACUCACCGAUUUUCCUCAGUAAUCUUCUCAAGAAGGUGAAGGAUAGACAGGAUAUUGGGCGUUCGAUCACCCGGUUCCUCCUCUUCCACCCCAUCAAUGAGUUUGAGCCGUUUUUCGAGAGCUUGGGCUUGGUGCCUUCUGAGUUCAACCAAUAUCUUCCGCGGGAUCUAAUGUUCCUUUCUGAUGAUAGCGUGUUGCUUCAGAAUUACCACACUCUGGUUAACUACGGCGUGCCGCGUACGAAGAUCGGGAAGAUAUUCAAAGAAGCAAUGGGAAUCUUGUUCAGCGAAGAUGGGAUCUUGAGCUCAAAACUUCGGUCGUAUGAGGAAAUAGGAUUGAGUAGAACCAGCAUCAUCAAGAUUAUUUCUUCUGCUCCAUCUCUUCUGAUCGGCGACGUUGACCGGGAUUUUGUCAGAGUGCUGGAGGAGCUGGAGAGCAUGGGCGUCGAUCGUGAAUGGAUUGGCAGGAAUCUCUCCGAAGAAAAUUCCUAUCUCUGGGGCAGGAUGAUCAUGCUGCUGCAGUUCUUCAGGCAAUUAGGGUUCAGUAGGAGGGAAGUUGGGGCACUGGUCAGAAGAAAUCCAGGCUUUCUACUUGAUAAUUCAGGCAAGAUGGUCUUUUCAGUGGUUGGGCUCCUGGCGAAAAUGGGCAGCACAAAGGAUGAGCUCUCUGGUCUGUUCCUGCACUUCCCUUCCAUUCAGCUUGAGAGCUUUGUGAAUAACUUGAGAUUCAGUCUGCUGUUUCUGACCACGAUUGGAAUGGAGCCAGAAGACAUUAAAGAAGUGGUUCGUUCCCAUCCACAGAUCCUCGGCUCAUGUUAUCUCAAGACUCCAUGCAGUGUUCUCACUUCCCUGAGCGUUGGGCACAAACGAUUGUGCAGAAUCAUAAAACAAGAUCCCCAUCAAUUCAAGAACUGGGUCUUCGGAAUGAAGAUAGAUCGGUUACCGAACUGCAAACAAGAUCAUAUCUCGCUUGAGCAGAAGGAAAAAUUUCUAUUGGGUUUAGGCUUUUCCGAGAACUCAAAAGAAAUGAAGAGGGCGCUCUCUAAGUUUCGUGGCAAAGGAGACGAGCUUCAAGAGAGAUAUAAUUGCUUUGUGGACGCUGGGCUGGAUCCAAAAGACGUAUCAAAGAUGAUAAAAUUGGCACCACACAUCCUGAAUCAAUCAAAAGAUGUUCUUGAGAUGAAAAUGGAUUUCCUUGUUAAUGGGUUAGGUUAUCCAUUGGACUCCCUGGUGACCUUCCCCUCCUUUAUGUCUUUCACUCUUGAGAGGGUCAAAGCCCGGUUCCUCAUGUAUGAUUGGCUCAAGAAGGAAGGGAAGGUAAAGCCCAAUAUGGCACCGAGUACCAUUCUUGCCACAGCAGAGAAGGUCUUUCUGAAGCGGUUUGUGGAGCGACACUCGGAGGGCCCAAAGGUUUGGGAGAAGUUCAAAAGAACUGUAGAUCAUUGCUGA